UUUAUCUGUCAAUAUAUGCUUAUUGCGAGACUUAUCAAUUUAUUUUCGAAGUAAUAGAUUUAAAAAAAAAAAUGUUCAGACAUAUCGGUGUGGCGAUAGGUGGUUCUAACGCGAGUAUCGAUCAAACAUAACAAACAGAUGGUUUUGCUUGAACCAUAAUCGUGCAGGUGAAAUUUCCGAAAGUCAAUUCUUUGAAGAAAGUGCGAUUGUUUGUCUCAUCUAUUAUAAUGGAAAACGUGCCAAAAGAAUUGACAAGAAUAAUCGUAAACGAAUGUAAAACGAAAGGAACUCCAGUGACCAAAGAUUUAGCUUCGUUUGUGUUUUCUCUUUAUCAAUUGAACCCAAAAUAUCGUAUAAAAGAAACCGAUGAGGAGAAUAACGCAAAUAUAAUACAAGCUAUAACGGAGAGAUUGUGUGACCAAAACAGACCUAGUCUGGUUGUUCUGAAAAAUCAGCUGUACUUCUCCAAACACUAUCACGAAAGAGAUGAAACUGUCAAGAGGCAUCGAUUGCGAUUGCACAAAAAAACUGUCCCGUUAAUCACGGAGAUUUGCGAAACUACGAAAUUGGAGAAAUGUAAGAAAGACGUGGAAAGAUUGUAUCAGAAGAUAUUGGCAGUUAUUACUCUCCUGAGUGGUCUGGGCAGUCCUUCUGUGCCCGCAGUUCUGAAAGAAGUUUCGGUGGCGUUGCAGAGCAUUUUUCAGGCUUCCGAAUUGGUUCAAUUCGUAACUUUGCCGAAACGAGACAAAGAGGAACAAUUAAUGGAGCUGAUGUGCAUAGUUGCGGGGAUUCGAUUGUUCAACAGAGACUGUCAACGCGGAGGCGAAGGCAUUGACGAUCUUCCGAGCGUUCUACAAGAGGCUCUACCAAAAACCCGCAACUCCAUUGUGGAGUUGUUGGAACCUUUAAUGGCCAAAGUGUACAAGUUCACAGCCGUUGUAGAAAAUGCGAUUACAUGCGCGACCGACAUUCCGAACAUUGUGCGUGACAUUCCGAAAGGAAUCGCGUCCGACUUGGAAGAGAAGAUCGAAUGGGCCAUUGAAAUGUUAACGGCCAGUCGUCAGCAAGAGAUCUACAUUAGGAAGUUACUGAGCGACGUAGAACGCAGCGAGAACGAAGUGAAAAAUCUAAAGGAACGUCUUCGGGAACGUCUCUACAAGCUGCACAAUACCGUUCGAUACAGAACGGCUGUUCCCACCGCUCAAGUUUAUCCGCAAUUUAUUGAUCUAGCGGAUAUAUGGAUGGGCUUUCAAGAUGAAGUGAUCAUCCUGAGCAGCAUUAACAACUUUCUAUGGGAAUUACAGAGUUUGAGCAAUAAGAGUCUGAACGUCUACGAUCAGUCGAAAUUAGAUGACAUAGCUCGGGAUGUGGAGAUUUUGACCGAUGCUGAAAGAUUGGAACGUACCAUGGGCAAUUUAAUAACGGAAUGCGGGGAGUGCUUGAUUUAUUAUCCAAACGUCACCAAUUUUGAAAAAAUUACUUUGGAGUUCUUAGGAUUUUGCGCGUGGACAUUCGCUAAAGGCAAGGGAGCACUGAUACCGGGAAACCCGAAUAACGGUGUGGCAAAAUGGAGAGGAAAAUAUUACGCUUUUACAUCACCUGAAGCAGCAUCCAAAUUCGGCGAAAAUCCCGACAGGCAUGUUUAUGAGGCGCUCGAUUUUGUUCGCGAUCAUCCGGAGUACAUUCAUCUGUUUCAAUUGCAAGAGGAAAUCAAGGCUAUGCAAAGCCAGGAAGAGUUGACCGAAAAAGGACUUCAAUUAAAAGUGCGUCAUAAUCAAAAAGUUCAAACGGACGUUCACAUACUUCCGCCUCACAUCGAUAAAGAUUACACGUCUAGUAUAUGGGAACUAAAGCGACGAGCAUUACACUUGGCAAGAAUAAGUCGGUGCGCUACACGUGGCACGCAGACGUUGAACUCGCAUUUCCAACAUGGUGUUUACGUGCAGACAGCCACGUUUCAGGAUAAGGGAGUUCAAACCAGAAGAGAUAAGUCUACAAACACAAAGAAUCUGAAGACAUUUAUAUUUGGAUUGCGAGGCAGGCGGGAUGAUAACCAGCAUGUUUUAUCAUUUUUGGAAGACGAACUUGAACAUUUGUGAAAUUUAGAUCAAAUAAUACGAUUGAAUAUGCGAUAUUUUUACGAUGUCAAUUGUGAUAUAAAAUUUUUUUUAACGUGUACAUUAUAAAUAUAAUCUAUAUAAACACACACUAUUAUAAAAUGUUUAAUUUUUAUAUACAAUUAAUUAUAAUAUUUGUUUGGAGAAUAUAUACUGGAAUGUGUACUAAAGGAUUACAUAUUGGAUCAUGUUCGAGAAGGAGUACGUACGUGCCAGAGGAAAACACUACAAUGAAUCAACGCACAAUGUAAAAAAACUGAAAGCAAUAUUUUUUAAUGAUACACGAUAAUUCCAAAUACAUUUCACAAAACAGUUUAGUUUCAAAAUCAUUCGUCUUCUGUCUUAGGAAACCAAUUGGCAUCGUAAUUCGUCGUUCUGUGCGCACACACAUAUAUAUAUAUGUAUAUAUAUAUAUAUAUAUAUGCAGCCGCAGAUUGUAGUGACUCCGUAACUGUGUGGCUUUUACCUGACUUAGGCCAACAUCCUUAUUUAAAUUUAUAUAUGCAAAAUACACACAAACUUUACACAUGCCGAAGCUCGGACAGACAUAUUAGGAAUCCGCACCUCGCUCUGUGAGCCUAUUUAGUUUAGUUUCCUACACUUCAACUUACAUACAGUGAUCGCUGUAUAAUGCAAUGACUUUAAUAUGCUACCGUAUCUUCCAGUAAAUACGUUACUUUUUACCAUUAAAUCUUAAACGUUAGAUUCAAUUUUUUACAUCGAGAAAUCUAUAUUUACGACAAUAAUUAGUAAUUACACGAUAAUACAAUUAAACUUUGCUUACAUAUUUUCUCAUGUGUAUAAUGUAGCUAUUAUACAGAAGAGGUACAGGAUGUUGAUUUUUCUGUAGCUUCUUUUUCUUUGAAAUUUUUCUGCACUUCUUUCAAACUUCGCCAUACAGUUCUCUCCAUUCUAGAGACAAACUUCUGUCACCUAGUCAGUUUCCAAGUAUAUAUUCAAGAUCUUUUUUUUUUUUUUUUUCAAUAUAAAA
Molecule: messenger RNA, 3108 nt
Organism: Pseudomyrmex gracilis
Lineage: Eukaryota; Metazoa; Arthropoda; Insecta; Hymenoptera; Formicidae
Product: cilia- and flagella-associated protein 206-like
Exons: 13
Coding region: 228-2099 (623 amino acids)
Biological process (GO): regulation of cilium beat frequency
Cellular component (GO): ciliary basal body; axoneme
Source: RefSeq, a predicted model, not a curated record